Molecule: messenger RNA, 2175 nt
Organism: Rotaria socialis
Lineage: Eukaryota; Metazoa; Rotifera; Eurotatoria; Philodinida; Philodinidae
Source: the annotation of a GenBank genome assembly
AUGACAUCUUCAUCUAAUGAAAAUAUUCAUCAAAAAAUUCGUUAUGAAUUUCCAUAUGACGUAAAGAAAUUAACAGAGAUCUCAAUUCCGGUUGAUAAAAAUAUUAAAUUAGCAGCAACGAUAUGGAUGCCUCAAAAUAAGAAUGUUCAAUUAAUAAAUGAAGAAACAUUUGCAACAAUUCUAGAAUAUAUACCAUAUAGAAAAGCAGAUUGGACAUCACCAAGAGAUGAAAUUCGAUUGAAAUAUUUUUCAGGAUUUGGCUAUGUUUCACUCCGAGUUGAUAUUCGAGGAACUGGAAAUUCACAAGGAAUAUUUGAUGAUGAAUAUUCUGAACAAGAAUUAUCCGAUGGAUUAAAAAUUCUCGAUUGGAUACAAAAUCAAACAUGGUCAAAUGGAAAAACUAUUAUCUAUGGAAAAUCUUGGGCUGGUUUCAAUGGUUUACAAAUAGGUUAUCUUCAACCCAAAAAUUUAUCUGGAAUUAUUUCAGCUUAUUCAACAGAUGAUCGUUAUAAUAAUGAUAUUCAUUAUUAUGGAGGAUGCUUAGCAGCACAAGAAGCUUUAUCAUGGUCAACUCAAAUGUUAAUUUGGUUAUCUGUUCCUCCACAUCCAUUGUAUCAAGGAGGAAUCGAUAAAGACUUCGAUUUAUUCAAUAUUUGGAAAGAACGAUUACAUAACUUGAUGCCUUUAGAUUUUUAUUGGAUAAAACAUCAAAAUCGAAAUGAAUAUUGGCGUCACGGAAGUGUUUGUGAAGAUUAUUCGAAAAUUUUAUGUCCUGUUUUAUUAAUUGGCGGAUUUGCUGAUCUUUAUAAUUCAUCGAUAUUUCGUUUAAUGAAUAAAUUAAAAUGUGAAAAAAGAUCAAUAUUAGGUCCAUGGGGUCAUCAAUGGCCCGAUGAUGCCUAUCCAGGGCCGAAAAUUGGAUUUUUACAAGAAAUAGUUCAAUGGCUUGAUUAUCAUAUUAAAAAGAUAAAUGAUGAUUAUAAAAAUAAAGAAUCAUUCUCAAUAUUUAAAUUAAAGCCAAAUAUUGAUGAACUUCAUUCUACUUUAAAAGAAAGAAAAGGAAAUUGGAUUCAUUUCAAUUCACUUCCAUUUUAUCCAAAUGAACAUUUUCAACGAAAUCAUUUAUUGAUCGAUAAGAAUCAAGAAAUCAAUCAAAAAACAAUAAAAUAUUAUUUAUCUUUUCAAUCGUUAACAACUGAAAUCAUUUCAAAUGAUUCACUUCCGAAAAAAAUUUCAUUUUUGUCUCCCCAAGAAACAGGUUUAGCAAGUGGAAAUUUACUUGGAUGGGGAAAUAUUCAAAGUCCAGAUCAUUCAACAGAUCAACGAGAAGAUGAUGGAAGAUCUUUAUGCUUUGAUUCUCUUCCUUUAGACGAAAAUUAUGAAUUAUUUGGAUUUCCAACAGUUAAACUUAAUUUAAGUUCAAAUACAAAUUAUGGUUUGAUUUGCGUUCGUCUUUGUAUGAUUGAUGAAAACAGUUCAUCUUCAAUUCUUAUUUCACGUGGAAUUCUUGAUUUAACACAUUAUAAAUCGCAUGAACAUCCUCAACUAUUAAAUAUUGAUGAAAUUUUCAGUGUUGAAAUAAUCUUGUCUGGUAUUUGUGUUUGUAUACCGGCAGGUUCUCGUCUUCGCUUAGCUUUAUCAACAUCAUAUUGGCCAAUCGUAUGGCCUGCACCUCAAUUGUCAACAUUAACAAUUUAUUUUAAUGAAUUAUCAUCAUGUACUUUAACAUUACCUUGUUUAAAUGAAAAAUAUUCAACAAGAAAUGAUUUUGGUCAUCCGGAAAUUUGUCAAGGAAUUCCAAUAAAAUAUUUACGAGCAAGUUCAAUCAAUCGUUUUAGAAUAUUUGAUGAGGUCAGCGAAAUAAUUACAUUGAAAAUAAAUGAAGAUUGUGGUUCUAGUGAAUAUCCCGAUGGCUUAAUAUGGGAUGAAACAACAGAAAGUAUUUAUACAAUAAAGAAAAAUGAUCCUCAAUCUGCAAGAAUUGAAAUAAAUCGAUAUUUAAAAUAUUAUUUUCAAGAUCGAUCGACAAUUAAAGUUGAUAUAAAAACAAAAUCAGUUAUGUUUACUAAACAAUCACCAUCAACAUAUGAAGUCGAACAUCAAUUAAAUAUUUAUAAUAAAGAUCAAAUAUUUUUUGAUAAAAAUUGGAAUUUAUCAUUUCCUAGAAUUAGUAAUUAA